AUGGUCUCCACGCUCGAGGGCAGAUGGCUUCUGGAAGAUGAGAACGGGGACACGACCAUCGCUCUGAUCUCGGAAAAUGGGGAGGUCAAGUUCAUGGAAGAUCCCGAGGCGGAGAUGCGAAUUGCUGAACCCAAUCCCGGGACACUGGAAUUCCUCCUGCUCUCCAGCGACGGUGAGGAGCUAUGCCAGGUCAAACUGGUCGAGGCUGGCAUUUGUGAGAGCAUCGGCUUGGACAGAGGAGUAGCUUCAAGUGACAUCAUCUGCAAGCAAUAUCCGUCGGCUCAGCUAGAGGGGCUUGGGGACAUAACCGUCAUCAUCGGGGGCUGCACAGGCCGCAUAUCCAAGAUACAGUGCGGGAAGUGCCCUGGACUAAUCGACUAUGCCUGCCUGACCGACACGACAGGCACGCCGUUCCACCCCAGACCUUUGCAGACCCCAGUUCUGCAGCGCCAUGGGUCGUGCAGCCGGUUCGACAUGCCGAAGGUCUCCCUGGCGAGUGCACGGGCCCGGGACUCUGAGAUUCUUCAGAAGCUGGGCAAAGUCCAGCAGGCUGCUGAGAGCCACAAGCAGCAAACAAAGCUUCAUCAGCAGCGGCAUGAGUGGAUUGAGCAAGCUCGAAGCUUGCAGCGCGAUUCGCGAAGGCUGGAGGAGGAACUAACGACGACCGUGGCUGAGCUGGGGCUUUGGCCAGAUCUCGAAGCGGAAGUGAAGGCAUCAGCAGAUGCAACGGCCGAGGUCUGGUCGCAGGUGUCCGGGCUGCGACAGCUCUUGGCUGCUCUGCGCCGGCGAGAUGCCGUGCGGCUGCGCCAGUCUCCGCAGCAGGCAGUAGAUCUCCAAGCUGUGCUGAGCACGAUUGCCGCCGCGCUGCAAGGCCCCGGAUCCCCGCAAAAAAACUGCAUUUAUGGUACUUGA
Molecule: messenger RNA, 912 nt
Organism: Symbiodinium sp. CCMP2456
Lineage: Eukaryota; Dinophyceae; Suessiales; Symbiodiniaceae
Source: the annotation of a GenBank genome assembly